Molecule: messenger RNA, 840 nt
Organism: Didymella exigua CBS 183.55
Lineage: Eukaryota; Fungi; Ascomycota; Dothideomycetes; Pleosporales; Didymellaceae
Product: ribosome recycling factor
Exons: 3
Coding region: 1-840 (279 amino acids)
Biological process (GO): translation
Cellular component (GO): mitochondrion
Molecular function (GO): ribosomal large subunit binding
Source: RefSeq, a predicted model, not a curated record
AUGUCGCAAUCAAUCGCACCACGUAUAGCCCUCCGCGUAAGCUCAAGAAGCUCGUUGACUGCUUCUUCGAGGGCAAUUGAGCUGCCAUGCCGUAAUCUUUGUGCCUUCCAUGCCUCGACAACACUAUAUAGCACCAAGCUGAGAAGUUUCUCCAAGUAUCCUCCGCUGUGGAAGAAGGCAGGGAAAGCCAAUAAGUCGCAUGCGAAGAGCGAUUCCAGCCCACCCGUCAACCAGACUGGCGGACCCACACCCACAGACGAGGUCUACGACAUGUCUGAGCUAGAAGCCUCGAUCUUGAAGGCGAUCGAGAAGCUCACACACGACCUUUCACAGCUGCGAAGCGGUGGAAGGCUGAAUCCAGACAUUGUGGAGAGCCUGAAGGUGCAGCUCGGCACAGCAGCACAAGGCAAGGAAACUGUACGGCUUGGUGACAUUGCACAAGUGGUUCCAAGAGGGCGAGUGUUGAAUGUCAUCUGUGGCGACGAUGCACACAUCAAACCCAUAACCAGUGCGAUCGCUGCCUCUCCGCACUCCCUCACACCGCUUGCACCCGAGCAGAACAACCCUCUUACCAUCCAGGUACCUCUGCCGCCACCGACCGGUGACACACGGCGAGAUGCGAUUGAAUCUGCGAAGAAGGCUUCUGAGAAGGCCGAUGCCAUGGUCCAGCGCGCACGACAGGACCACAAUAAGCUGGUCAGAAAGUACGAGCUCAACAAAGAGGUGCGACCAGAUGACGUUCAGAAGGCGAAGAAGCGCAUGGAAGAGGUGGUUAAGAAGGGCCACGACGAGGUCAAGCGCAUCGCUGAUGGUGCAAAGAGGGUGCUCGAGAGCCAGUAG